This is a messenger RNA of Colius striatus (speckled mousebird), 4575 nucleotides long. RefSeq names its product FCF1 rRNA-processing protein (gene FCF1). The record is from RefSeq and is a predicted model, not a curated record. The transcript has 7 exons. Lineage: Eukaryota; Metazoa; Chordata; Aves; Coliiformes; Coliidae. Bases 85 to 696 code for a protein of 203 amino acids. Gene Ontology annotation, cellular component: nucleolus; small-subunit processome.
AGCGUGGGCCGGGAGAGAUCCAAUACGAGCUGGGGCCGGGGCCUGGGCCUCGGUCUCAGUCUCUCCGCAGCUCAUCGCGGCCGCAUGUCCGUCUCCUUGCAGGGGAAGCAGAAGAAGGCGCGGAAGUACGCGGUCAUGAAGCGCAUGAUCAGCCUCCGGGACCAGCGCAUCAACGAAAAGGACCGGGCCAAAGUCCUCGUAAAGAAGAAAGAAGACCCGAGUGCCAUCAAGGAGCGGGAGGUCCCCCAGCAUCCCUCUUGCUUGUUCUUCCAGUAUAAUACACAGCUGGGCCCCCCUUAUCACAUCCUUGUUGACACAAACUUCAUCAACUUCUCCAUAAAAGCCAAGCUGGACCUCGUGCAGUCAAUGAUGGACUGUCUCUAUGCCAAGUGUAUUCCAUGCAUCACAGAUUGUGUCAUGGGGGAAAUUGAGAAGUUGGGACAGAAGUACCGUGUGGCGUUAAGAAUUGCCAAGGACCCUCGUUUCGAACGCUUGCCAUGUAUGCACAAAGGAACCUAUGCAGACGACUGCUUGGUACAGAGGGUCACUCAGCACAAGUGUUACAUUGUGGCCACAGUGGACAAAGAGCUCAAGCGGAGAAUACGGAAAAUCCCAGGAGUACCUAUAAUGUAUAUUUCCCGGCACAGAUACAAUAUCGAGAGGAUGCCAGAUGAUUACGGAGCUCCUCGGUUCUAACCUGACCAGCCAAGCCAUCAAAGCCACGACUCUGAGCUGGGACAAGGAUCUACCUGGUUUCAACCCUCCUGUUUCCUCCUUUGCUGUGACUCUGCUCAGUCAGACUCUGCUGACUGUGGGUGACACUGGACUGACUUCAUAGUCACCAUCUUUUAAGAAAAAGCUGCUUGGAAGAGUGGUUUUAUUCAUCCUUGUUCUUACUUGGCCCCAUUACCUGUAGCUGGGAGAAGCAUAUGGGAAAGAGAGGACAGCAGUGCCCAGAACCUGCAUAACUCUUUUUAUUGGGAGUGUUGGAAAAAGGGAUUUCAGCAUUCCAAAUUAAAUAUUGGUGACACAACUCUGGCUGAGACUGAAAACACAGGAAUUAUAGAAGUUUCUUCUUGCUGCACCUGCAGCAGGACAGGUAUUCCUCUAGGAAACUCCCUCACACCUGCCCCGUGAGCAAAGUGGCACCUGUGUUGUGGAGUAAAGCUGGACCUGCAGCAGUUGGUGUGCCUUCUCUGGCCCAGCCCUCUGGAAGGUUUUCCUUUGGAACUGCUGGGCUUUUGCUCACGUGUGCAAUGCCUGAAGCUGUGUGCCAUAUCCUGCUGAGGUGCCUGUGUCUGCACCAGGCCAGCAGGCAGUCCGUGCUGUGGUGGGGGCAGGGCUGUGCCAGGACACACGCUCCCUCUGCUGUGCUUGGCCUUGCACACCUCAAAGCCUUAUCCCUUCCAUUAGGGGUCAGGGAAGAGGAGGAGUGUAUAAAAUUGUGACAGGCAGGUAUCAGACUGGGAAAUGUAUUAAUUGGGCUGGGAGCAGAGUCAGUGGGGGGAAUCAGAGCAAUGGCUGUGGAUCAAGACAGUCUCACAGAGACCUGCAGCAUUUGCUGCAGGGAAGGAAGUGGUUAGAGGAGGGGGAAAAGAAAUGGUUAAGCCACAUGGAGAAAUGCAGGGGGAAAAAUAUUCAUAGCCAUACCCCUGCAUUCUCAUAUUUUCUGCAUUCCUCUUUCAUUUUUAGCAAUAUAAUUUGCUCUUUUGAUCUCUGCUCUGUGGUAAGAAUUAUCUCAGGACUGAGAGGCGAGAGACAAUAUGAGGAUCACCAGAGCCCAGUGUGCCAAAGUGUGCUUCUUGGCCAAAAUGCUGGAGUUUAGGUAUAGUAAAGGGAGAGACUGAAAAUGUUUAUUCUUGGUACAAUCAUUUCCUAUCUUUGGAAAAUGCCUUGACAUGCCAAUAACUUUCUGGCCAGCACCCUGCCUCUACACAUAUGGCAGGAAACCUUGGGAACAUAUCAGACUUCCCCCUUGUACCAUCUCCCUGCUUGCUGCAGGCUUACCUACUAAAGCCAUUCCUGAAAUAACAGCAUACUGAGACUUCAAAAACAUAGCCCCUUCCAAGUUGUUACAAUUGAAGCUUAUAUUCUACCUUCAGCCAGGAACAGGGUAGCCAAAAACCCUGAGUUUUUACACUCGGUAUAUAAUUGUACAUUUCAAAAAUAACAUCCCUGGGUUUCUUCUCUUUAUCCAAGUCACAUUUCUUUAAGCUAAAUGUUUGUGUAUUGUCAUGAACACUUGAGGGCUAUGUUUAGUCAAAUGAGAACUGAGAAACAAACUGUAGGAUUAGAUUUGUGUAACUUAGUUUUUGGAGAAAAACUCAUGGACACACAUGGUAAUAUUUGAUAGAAGUCUUUCUGGUGCUAGAGAAGAGGUCAAAUACAAAGCAACAUGAUGAAUUUGGGGAAUGUCUGCCUGCCAGUAGAAUGCCUGUUGGAGGGACUUCAGGAAAAUAUAUGUACAUAGCAUAUAUUCCUAUAUAUUCCCACAUGGGUGGGAAAUGUACCCAUUUAAGAAGUCUUUUGUUCCUUAAAUUAUCAGUUCUUGUAACUUGCCUUAUUUCACCAACAGGAGGAAGAACCUGGAAUAAGCAUAAGAUAAUUGCUAAAGAAAUGUUAGGAGAGUUGAAGGAUGAGCAGCAGAGAGGAAGUAUUGGUGUUAGUGAGUCAACUAAUCUGGAAAUUUUCAUUAAUUGAGUGUAAUCAGCAAGACAGAAAAAAAUCGGGUAUUAACUCAAAGAGGCUGGUGAGAAGACAACCGGGACAGGAAAGGACCACCUGAAUCAUAAACUGCUUCCCCUGCAGUCCCAGGGAACACAUGUACCAGACACUUGAUGCAGAAGAAAGUGUUUACUCCAUGCACUCCAUGGCAUCCAAGCAUCAGGUCCAACUUUCAAUAUGAUAAAGUAGGAAAGAUCAUUAUAACAGGAAAGAGUUUGGUAAGCGAGAGUGCUUUGAUGUUCCUACGGAUGCAGAACUCUGCCAGUCGAAACCAGAAGACAAAUUCCUUCCAGACCCAACCCUGGCAGCUGGUUUAAACCUGCACAGGAGUUAGGUAUCAGAUGCCUGCAGUGUUUCUCAGUAACUAGGGAAUCCAGCCUCCCUCCUAACAUCUUGUUUCUUGCUGUAGGCAGUUUUCACAGAUGAAGUAGAACAAUCAGAAGAGGCACAAAAAAAGGUCUGAAGCUAUGCAAAGAAUGGGAGAAAAUAAUGUCUGCUUCUUUCUGGAGGCCAUGGGAGAUUGCUGCAGUGUUACUGCCAGAUGAAGUGAAGAAACUGAAGCUGCUGAUCUGAGAUAUGACACUGGUUAAUUGAGAGAUAACUGAGCUGUGGUGGAAUAGCAUUUAGAAGCAAGAAAUGCAUGAAUUAUUUAAAAAAUGAACUAAAACCAGCAUGAUGACAUACAUUAAUAUUACAGACUGUAAAAGAAUAAAAAGGUAUAAUUACACACUUAACAGAGUUGCUUUAGGACAGGGUAUUGGGUAAAACCAAUGUAUCUUGGCUAGCAGGAGUCAAGUUUACCGCUGCCCAAACCAGAUUUGGAGAUUGACAAAAGCAUCUGUCAAGUUAUUCAGAAAUUACAUUUCAGCGUCCUCACUGUAGGCUGGAAAACAAUUGCAACUGAAAAUGGCUGAAUACCUGUAUUUCUUCAUAAGGGAAAUAACAGGUUUCUUCACAAUGUUGAGUAACCACAUCGAACAGCAAGCUUAUUGGUAGAAACCUGUCUGCAGGAAAUAAUAAACUGAUCCAAGAGCAUUCACUUUGAAUGAAUUGAUCAGGAGUAUAAAUCAAAGGAUGUUUGCAACAGGAAUUCCUUGUUUUGAAAAGAUAGACUUUCAAAAGCUUAGUUAGUAAGCUGGUCCAAAGAGCUUGGAGAUACAAAUGUUAAGUACUUGUACAAAGUGGAGGAGAUUGGGGCUGAAAGUACAAACGUUAUCUGGAAGUCAUAUUCACUGCAAAAGAAACCAUAGAGGAGCACCAGCCUAUCAGAAAAGGAACAAUAAUCACCUCUAUAUGAAAAGAAAGGAUACUAAAGAAUAGAAAAGAUAGUUUUAUAUCUAUAUUAAAUUAUUGAAGAUUUUUUAAAAAGAUUUGCAUAUCAUAACGUGAGUUAAAGCUUUUCUUGUAGACUUGUGCUGUAUCACCUCUGCAGAGUCCCUGGAAUUUAACAACAAAUGAACACAAAGUCCAGUUUUUCCAAGAGGGGACAAAAGCUUUUUCUCUAACCAGUUUUUGUGAUUUUUUUCUUCCUGACUGGACUUUUUUCCAACACCUGCCUUUCUGCACUGGUCAGGGACCCUCGAUUCACCAAACGGAACUAGAGACUGAACAUGAGAAAAAUUGCUCAGGUCUUCUGUGUAUGGGAAGGAGAAAAAGCAGCAGGACACCACAAGCCUGGCACACUGCUGACCAGAACCAGUUCACACACACAAGUCCUAGUAUCUUUUCUCUGAAAUGGGUGUUCAUCACUUUGCAUAGAUCUUUGCUGGCUGGCUACAGAACACAUUUGUAUGUUUAACUCAUACUUUAGUGCGGGAAGAAACACAAUAAAAAAGUAUUCCUUCCUCCUCA